GCUAAUUACAUUGUUCUUCCGUUUGAAGGUUCCUAGAGUUUCGAGUUCCAAUUCUCAAGGUAUCUUCCGUUGGUUUGUGUAUGUGCGAGCUUCGAGCUAAUUUGGAUACUUUCUUCCGGUGAUGGGUGGGGGACACAAAGAUGUUGAUCCUUCUCCAGUGAUGGAGACUGAGACCACAUCAGAGUCCUUUUCGUUUCCCAAUCCGACCAUAGCUUCUUCUGUUGGAUCUCAUCCUCAGAACAUUGAGGUUGGGAUUCCCCGAUUGCAGAGGGUUUUAACUCAGAAAUCAAGAUCCACUAAGCCUAGGCAAGCUGUUGUGGCAAAGGUUUCGGAAGUAUGUUCUCUCUUGGGUAGAGCUGGAACUAUGUGACUUGGUAAAGCUGUGUGAUAGAACUCAAGUAUAUUUCUAUCAAGAACAGAGGAUUACACAAGGAUUACAAGCGAAAGCUAUCUUGCUCUCUCUCGAGAAGCAAGUCCUAGCCACAAGAGGCCAACCAACUAACUGAUUCUCAGUGCUAGCUCAUUCCUUCUCACGUGACUACCUCCAGUUCAUAUCAAUACCCCCCUUCUGAAGACUCAGCUUGCCCUCAAGCUGUCAUGACAUAGCUUCAAAUAAUGAGGUCUCCAUCACGAAAUCUGGCUCUAGCACAAUGCCUGGUGCCGUAAAGAUUACAGACAUUGGCUUUGCUUCAUCAGGUGGAUACAUCUGUGGCCUCGAUGGGGACUGAUGUCAUACAAUUCAUCUGAAAAUUGUAUAGACAGCACAUUGACAAACGUGAGCACAAGUUGUGACAUAGCAGAAUGAUGACCAGAACUUUGAAACAUGACAAGCAACGCUGUAGCUCCCUCAGCUUUAAACUCAGUCCGUGUAACAGAUUUUGACGCUAGCACAAGUCUCUUUGCCACAGUUCAAGAUGAUUGUUAUACUCCUCUUGGCUCGGCUCAAACAGAUAAAUCAGUUCUUCGCACCUGUAGUCAGCCAUGGUCAACUGAUGCAAGUGUCUCUUGGAACUCGUGACAACCAGUGCUUGUGAAUCCACCUCCGAUAACUCAAGAACAAAAGUUCUAUAUUUGUCUCCUUGUACUUGAACAUCCAACACUUCAAAAACUUCCUUUUCUUUUGUUGUUUUGGACUUGACUUUGUAGCAUAUGUUUUGAUGAAACGUGUUCCACCAUUCCAGCAUGAGUAUUGUAAACAGCUUCAAGUUCUGUACCUUCUCUCAAAUAGACGGAAUAGACAUGGAACACAAGUAAACAUCCACCCUCAAUUGGUGCUUCAUGUAGUGGCUUAAUCACUGAUAUAAACCAAAGUUGUUGCAG
This is a messenger RNA of Eruca vesicaria subsp. sativa (arugula), 1320 nucleotides long. The record is from the annotation of a GenBank genome assembly. NCBI's taxonomy places the organism in Eukaryota, Viridiplantae, Streptophyta, Magnoliopsida, Brassicales, Brassicaceae.